Molecule: messenger RNA, 2179 nt
Organism: Triticum dicoccoides
Lineage: Eukaryota; Viridiplantae; Streptophyta; Magnoliopsida; Poales; Poaceae
Product: scopoletin glucosyltransferase-like
Exons: 2
Coding region: 51-1583 (510 amino acids)
Molecular function (GO): UDP-glucosyltransferase activity
Source: RefSeq, a predicted model, not a curated record
ACCUCAACCCUUCAGAACCCAACCCGCAAACCACACGGCAACGCCCUGCCAUGGGAAUCACCACCACCAACAACAACGGUGCCGCUGCACCCACCCAUGCCGCGGACGGAGCGGGCAACCAGGCCGGCCGCGACCACGUAGUCGUGUUCCCGUUCAUGGCCAAGGGCCACACCCUCCCACUGCUCCACUUCGCCACGGCGCUCGCCGUGCACCAAAAGAACCUCCGCAUCACCGUGGUCAUCACGCCCGCCAACCUCGCCUUCGCCCGCAGCCGCCUCCCGGCGUCGGUGCGCCUCACGGUGCUCCCGUUCCCCUCGCUGCCGCCGCUGCCAUCCGGCGUCGAGUCCACGGACACCCUGCCCGGCCCGGACCUGUACCCGACGUUCCUGCGCGCCACGGCGCUCCUGCGGGCGUCCUUCGCGGAGUUCAUGGCGUCGCUCCCGGCCCCGCCGCUCGUGCUCGUCUCCGACUCCUUCCUCGGGUUCACGCACCGCGUCGCGGCCGCCGCAGGCGUCCGUCGCAUCGUGUUCCAAGGCAUGUCCUGCUUCUCGAUGGCCACCUGCAGGUCGCUCAUCACGAGCCCGCCGCCGCCUGUCGCUGAGCACGGCGCAAGCUUCCACGUCGCCCAUAUGCCGGAACACGUGAGGAUCACGGCGGCGGAUGUCCCGGACACGAUCACCAAGCUCGGCGACGCCGAGGACCCAGUGACCCGGUUCCUUAUCGAUGACAUCGGCGAGUCCGACGCGCGCAGCUGGGGCGUCCUGGUCAACAGCUUCGCCAUGCUGGAAGAGGACUACGUAUCGGCCUUCAUGUCGUUCUACCAGCCGGGCGCGCGCGCCUGGCUGGUGGGCCCUCUGUUCCUCGCCGCCGGCGACGUGCCGGAGCGCGAGGAUGAGCAGGACCCGGAGGGGUGCCUCGCCUGGCUCGACGAGAUGGCGGAGCGGCCGGAGUCGGUGGUCUACGUGUCGUUCGGCACGCAGGCCCAUGUCUCCGACGAGCAGCUCGACGAGCUGGCGCGCGGGCUGGUGCAGUCCGGCCACCCAUUCCUCUGGGCCGUCCGGUCCGGCGCGUGGUCGCCGCCGGUGGACGUGGGGCCGCACGGAAGGAUCGUCCGCGGGUGGAUCCCGCAGAGGAGCGUGCUGGCUCACCCCGCGGUGGGAGGGUUCCUGAGCCACUGCGGGUGGAACUCGGUGAUGGAGAGCCUGGCAGCGGGGAAGCCCGUCCUGGCGUGGCCACAGAUGGCCGAGCAGCACCUGAACGCGCACCACGUCACGCACAUCAUCGGCGCCGGGGUGAGGAUAACGGCCGCCGGGGGCGCCGGGGCCGUGGUGGGCAGGGCGGAGGUGGAGCACAAGAUCAGGAGGCUGAUGGACGCCGGCGACUCGGACGGACAGAAAAUGCGAGCCAAGGCGGCCUGGGCUCAGAAGGCGGCCAAGUCAGCGGUGAGCGACGGUGGCACCUCCCGUGUCGCCUUGCUGAAGCUGGUGGAAGAGCUGCUGGGGAGCUACUGUGACAUCAUCGCGGCGAACGAUAAUCAAAUCAAUCGGCCGCGACGGGACGAUACGGACGCCCAUGAUUUGUGAAAAAUAACUUCAGGUCCUCUGUAUGUGCACCGAUGUGUGAUAUGCCGUGUACUCCUCCAUUAAUUUUGUAGCGUCGUGACUGUGCACUUCAUGAGGCUGCUGGUCAUUUGCUUUAUCUUAGCUAUUUUAGUGUUCGACUGAAGUGAUGGCCCGUUGGUGCCGUCGGACACGUCCGUUUUCACAGUGCUCGUGCCGCCCCCUGCCGGCACUGCCGCCCUUCCCAUUUUCACUUUCUAUGCUGAAGAAUCAUCACGUGCAAAUGGAUCUGGACACCCACGAGAGCACCAUAUGCAAGGAGCAUCGCAGGACAUCUCGUGACCACUCCUACUUCAAAGACAAGCUGUGUCGUCGCGUGCGGCUUGCUGGCAAGGAGGCCAAGUACUCUUCCAUGCUCGUCAAGGCCGUUAAGGCCAAGGCCGCUCGCCUCUCUGCUGCGGAGGUGGGCACAACCAUUGAUCAUGCCAUCCAGGAUGCCCGCCUCAACGCUGCCGAUGGUCCUCCUGCCUCUCCUGAAGACCUGGCUGCCAUUACGCUGCUGUGUGGUGCCGAUGACGGCCAUGUUGACGCCAUUCUUGGAUCCGAGGCCUCUGCCUCCG